AUGAUAUCGUACACGAUUAGCGAGAAACUUGGCCUUUUUUUUUUUUUCCCUCUCCUCCAGCAUCAGACCACUUUUUCAUUUUAUUUUUAAGCCUGCUUACUACCCCGCACCCGUACUCUUGGGUACGGUGCAGUGCUGGAGGUGGGAAAGCGCUGUAACGGUUUUUCUUCUCUGAGUCGUGCAGUUGUGUCUGUCAGCUUCAACAGACAGGGUGAUUGCUGCUAUUGAGGGUUUUUGGAGCGGUGAUCUUUGGAGAAGAAGAGGUGGUCAUGAUGGAGGAUAGGAAGGUUUUGACGAUUGCUAGUCAUGUAUGUGUGGGAUACGUCGGUAAUUCGGUGACCACCUUUGUUCUCCAGUUGAUGGGCCUGGAUGUCGCUUCCCUCAACACGGUGCAAUUCUCGAACCAUGCUGGGUACCGCCGGUUGAAGGGAUUUCGGACCACCGCCGGGCAGAUAUCUGACUUGUAUGAUGGACUCAAGGGCUGUGGGUUGGAUGACUUUGGCAUGCUGCUCACGGGCUACAUACCCAGUGAGGAGUGUGUCGAAGUGGUGGGGAGGAUUGCGGGGGAUAUGAAGGGGAGGGAGGGGGGUUGCUUUUGGCUGCUCGAUCCCGUCAUGGGGGAUCAGGACCGGCUCUAUGUUAGCGAGGGGGUACUGCCGGUUUACAAGUCACUGGUAAGGGUGGCAGACUUGAUUGUUCCAAAUCAAUUCGAGGCCGAGCUGCUAUCCGGCGUAAAAGUCGACUCACUCACCUCCCUCUCCCGCGCCAUCUCCGAGCUCCACAGAAUCUACAACGUCCCGCACGUGAUUAUCACUUCAGUGACCUUCACCAACGGUGACAAGAAGAUGCUCUGCGCCGGCUCCUCCGCGACUUCAUCAGGCGUCCCGCGGAAGUUCAUGUUCAACGUCGAGAUCAUCGACGGUUUCUUCUCCGGCACCGGGGACAUGUUUGCUGCACUUACACUGGCUAGGUUCCGCGAGGAAGCAGAGAAGGGUGGUUUGGAGGCUGCGCAGAGUUGGAGGUGCGAUGACGCGGUCGGGCCCUUGGAAUUACCGCUGUGCAAGGCUAUCGGGAGGGUUUUGGGAAGUAUGCACUUGGUACUUGUCCAGACUCAAUUGGCUCGUGAUAGAGUUCUGGGGAAGAAGGUGAAGGAGGAGGUUGAGGUUGGGAGUGAGGAAUAUGUUAGGCUUACAAAGGCCUCAGAGUUACGGCUCGUGCAGUGCCAAAGCGAGUUGAAGGAUCCGCAGAUUGGGUAUGAGGCAGUUGUCCUGAAGUGA
Molecule: messenger RNA, 1277 nt
Organism: Tuber melanosporum (Perigord truffle)
Lineage: Eukaryota; Fungi; Ascomycota; Pezizomycetes; Pezizales; Tuberaceae
Exons: 4
Coding region: 270-1277 (335 amino acids)
Biological process (GO): pyridoxal 5'-phosphate salvage
Cellular component (GO): cytosol
Molecular function (GO): pyridoxal kinase activity
Source: RefSeq, a predicted model, not a curated record